This is a messenger RNA of Nannospalax galili (Upper Galilee mountains blind mole rat), 6235 nucleotides long. RefSeq names its product adenosine deaminase RNA specific (gene Adar). The transcript is spliced from 18 exons. NCBI's taxonomy places the organism in Eukaryota, Metazoa, Chordata, Mammalia, Rodentia, Spalacidae. Gene Ontology annotation, cellular component: nucleolus; cytoplasm. The record is from RefSeq and is a predicted model, not a curated record. Gene Ontology annotation, molecular function: tRNA-specific adenosine deaminase activity; double-stranded RNA adenosine deaminase activity; double-stranded RNA binding. Gene Ontology annotation, biological process: RNA processing; adenosine to inosine editing. The coding region runs from base 347 to 3811 and encodes 1154 amino acids.
CGCCGGGCCAUUGAUUCUCGACCGAAGGUGGAGGACUACGUGUUGGGACCCGCACAGCGGAAGCCUUCCGAGUGGGCAGCGGCCAGAGGAGUUAGCACGGUUUUGAAGGCGCUUGGGCUGCUCCCAGCAUCUGGAGGUUGUCCUGUACACGUGGAAUGAUUGAAUUGUGGGCUCUGUUCUCCUAGGCAGUGGCACAGUGGCUUCCUGCAGUGACCAGGGCUGCUUUGUGCCCUUGCGCCCACAGUAGUACCACCUAUCUGUCUGCCGGCGGAAGGGAAGUCUUUCCGAGGAAACGAAAGCGAAAUUGAGUGGGAGCCAUCUUGCGGGAGGCUGGGCGGCCAGAGCGAUGUCUCGGGGGCGCAGGGGACCCGCAGGAGUGUUCCUGCACCAAACACAGCCCAGCCUGGACCACAGCUAUGAGCACAGCAAGCCAAGACAGCCGCAGCCUUACGGGCCAGGAUCUUACCCUAAUAAUUUCCAGCUGCAGCAAAUAGACUUUCUCAAGGGGCUGCUCCCAGAAGCACCCCUGAUUGGAAAGCAGAGCCAGUCCCUGCCACCAUUCUUCCCAGAAUUCUGCCCAAGGUUCUCGGGACCACCUGCCCAAGGCAGGCAACUGGAACUCUGGGGUAUCCCCAGGAGCGUGCCUCUCAGAAGUCAGGGGCUCCAGAUAGGGCUCCCGCUUCUUCCCCCACAUGGCAAGGGACUGCCAUGGAGAGGUGCUGACAGGCUUUGCUCACACUUCAGGGAACUGAGCAUCAGUCAGAACCAGGAGCAAAAGAUCCUUGGCCUCCUGGUGGCACUGGGUGAGGGGAAGGCCACCACAGCCCAGGUACUGGCCACAGAGCUCAGGGUCCCAAAGAAGGACAUCAAUCGUGUUUUGUACUCCCUAGAAAAGAAGGGAAAGCUGCGUAAAGGGUCAGGAACACCCCCUUUGUGGAGCCUCUCACCCUUAGGUCAGGCCUUACCUGAGCCACCCAGAGUUGAGAGUGUAGACAGCUGUAGUCAGGAAAUCCCACACGCAGAGCCUGGUCUGGAAAGUGAAAGCAGAGACCCCACAUCUGACUUAGAAGAGCCCCCUGAGCCUCUGGACAUGGCUGAGAUCAAAGAGAAAAUCUGUGACUACCUGUUCAAUGUGUCUAACUCCUCUGCCCUGAACCUUGCUAAGAACAUUGGCCUCUCCAAGGCCCGUGAUGUCCAUGCAGUGCUGAUUGACUUGGAACGGCAGGGGGAUGUCUGCAGGCAAGGGGCAACCCCUCCCAUCUGGUACCUAACAGACAAGAAGCGAGAGAGGCUGCAGAUCAAGAGAAGUACCCUCAGCGGCCCUGCAGCCACUCUGGCAGCCAUCCCUGAGGCCACAAGAAGCGUCUCAUUUCCCACCUGCCACUCACCCCUGUCAGGUGCCUCAAGCAGCAUUGCAGCCCCCCCAAAAGUGGAGAAUGGGCAGGAACCUGUGGUAAAGUUAGAAAAUAGACAAGAGACCAGGCCAGGACCAAUGAGACUGCGGCCACAUGUUUAUCACAGUGGCCCUUCCAGAGCAGGGUAUGUUGACUUUGAAAAUGGCCAGUGGGCCACAGAUGACAUCCCAGAUAGCUUGAACAGUAUCCACACAGCACCAGGUGAGUUUCGAGCCAUCAUGGAGAUGCCCUCCUUCUACAGCCCUGGCUUGCCACGGUGCUCACCCUACAAGAAACUGACCGAGUGCCAGCUGAAGAACCCCGUCAGCGGGCUGUUAGAGUAUGCUCAGUUCACUAGUCAGACCUGUGAGUUCAAGCUGGUAGAGCAGAGUGGACCGCCCCAUGAACCUCGAUUUAAAUUCCAGGUUGUCAUCAGUGGCCGAGAGUUUCCCGCAGCUGAAGCAGGCAGCAAGAAAGUGGCCAAGCAGGACGCAGCGGUGAGAGCUAUGACAAUCCUGCUCCGGGAAGCCAAAGCCAAGGACAGCGGGAAUCCAGAAGAGUUAUCCUUGUGUCCCAUGGAUGAAGACCCAGAGAAGCCAGCAGAGGUCCAGCCCCUCACCUCCUCAUCAACAUCCCUAUUUUCUGGGAAGAGCCCUGUUACCACGUUGCUUGAGUGUAUGCACAAACUAGGGAACUCCUGUGAAUUCCGUCUCCUAUCCAAGGAAGGCCCUGCCCAUGACCCCAAGUUCCAGUACUGUGUAGCAGUGGGAGCCCAGACCUUCCCCACUGUGAGUGCCCCCAGUAAGAAAGUGGCAAAGCAGAUGGCCGCAGAGGAAGCCAUGAAGGCCUUGCAUGAAGAGGCAGCCAACUCAACUGACAACCAGUCUGAAGGUGUGAACUCAGAAUCACUUGAUAACUUGGAGUCUGUGGUGCCUAACAAGAUCAGGAGGAUUGGCGAGCUCGUCAGGUACCUGAACACCAACCCCGUGGGCGGCCUGUUAGAGUAUGCCCGCUCCCAUGGCUUUGCUGCUGAGUUCAAGUUGAUUGACCAGUCUGGACCUCCUCAUGAGCCCAAGUUCGUUUACCAAGCAAAAGUUGGGGGCCGCUGGUUUCCAGCCGUGUGUGCACACAGCAAGAAGCAAGGCAAGCAGGACGCAGCCGAUGCGGCCCUCCGUGUCCUGAUUGGGGAGAGCGAGAAGGCAGAGCACUUGGGUUUCUCAGAGCUUCCUCUCACCGGCAGCACCUUCCACGACCAGAUGGCUAUGCUGAGCCACCGGUGCUUCAAUGCUCUCACCAACAGUUUCCAGCCCUCCCUCCUCGGCCGCAAGAUCCUGGCUGCCAUCAUCAUGAAGAAAAAUUCUGAGGACAUGGGUGUCGUCGUAAGCUUGGGGACAGGGAAUCGCUGUGUAAAAGGAGAUUCUCUCAGCCUGAAGGGAGAAACUGUCAAUGACUGCCAUGCAGAAAUCAUCUCCCGGAGGGGCUUCAUCAGGUUUCUCUACAGUGAGUUAAUGAAGUACAACCAGCACACUGCCAAGAACAGCAUAUUUGAGCUUGCUAGGGGAGGAGAAAAGCUCCAGAUAAAGAAGACCGUUUCGUUUCAUCUCUAUAUCAGCACGGCACCGUGUGGAGAUGGAGCCCUAUUUGACAAAUCCUGCAGUGACCGUGCUGUGGAGAGCACAGACUCCCGCCACUACCCCGUCUUCGAGAACCCCAAGCAAGGCAAGCUCCGCACCAAGGUGGAGAAUGGGGAAGGCACAAUCCCUGUGGAGUCCAGUGACAUUGUGCCCACUUGGGAUGGCAUCCGGCUUGGGGAGAGACUCCGUACCAUGUCCUGUAGUGACAAAAUUCUACGAUGGAAUGUGCUGGGCCUGCAAGGGGCACUGUUGACCCACUUCCUACAGCCCGUGUACUUGAAAUCUGUCACACUAGGUUACCUUUUCAGCCAGGGGCAUCUGACCCGUGCUAUUUGCUGCCGUGUGACAAGAGAUGGGACUGCAUUUGAGGAUGGACUACGAUAUCCCUUUAUUGUCAACCACCCCAAGGUUGGCCGAGUCAGUGUGUAUGAUUCCAAAAGGCAAUCCGGAAAGACUAAGGAGACAAGUGUCAACUGGUGCUUGGCUGAUGGCUACGACCUAGAGAUCCUGGAUGGCACCAGAGGCACUGUGGAUGGACCAGGAAAUGAAUUGUCCCGGGUGUCCAAAAAGAACAUUUUCCUUCAAUUUAAGAAGCUCUGCUCCUUCCGUUCCCGCAGAGAUUUACUGAAACUCUCCUAUGGUGAGGCAAAGAAAGCCGCCCGUGACUACGAGAUAGCCAAGAACUACUUCAAGAAAAGCCUGAAGGACAUGGGCUAUGGGAACUGGAUCAGCAAACCCCAAGAGGAGAAGAACUUCUAUCUCUGCCCAGUGCCCAAUGACUGAUGAUGUGUUUCCCAUGGUGUCAGAGGGUCAUCGCAUUCCUCAUCACAUUGGGCCAGAGUUUGGGGGCUUUUUUUUUAAACCCUUUUUUUUUAAUGGAGGAACCAUAACUGAUGGUACCAGGAACCUAACCUACUUGCUUUGGGACUUCGAAGUGGGGGUCUGGCUACGGCCCCCUCCUUUUUUCUCAAGUGAGGAGGCAGAGACUGAAGGAAGAGAAAGGGUUUGUUCCACCUCUAGCACCUGCAGCCCAUUUCCCUCAGGUGUAGUUUGUUUGUUUGUUUGUUUGUUUGUUUGUUUUAGUCCCCUUUUCCGUUGCUACACUGACCUCUCGUGGGCUUGAUUAGGUUCCAGUUGGUUCUCUCUAAAUCAUGUCAGGGACUGAUGAUUUCACUUGUGGAUCUGCAGGCCCCUCAACCUCCCCUCCCCUUUUGGGAUUCCUUCCUGUGGUCAUUUUCUGCUUCCCCGUCCCAGGGAGACCUCUUCAAGGUGAACUUAAAAGAACUUGGUGAAAUGUUUACAAAGGCAGGAGACAAAACUGCAGUCAGGUGGUUGCAGCAUAGCGGGAAUGUGGUUAAAUGUGAUUGGGACAGGCAAGUCCUUGGACCGUGCUGAUCAGCCAGGGGAACUACUUUCGGGACUGCCUUCCUUCCUGGGCAGCAGAGAUGUUGAGAACCAGCCACGGGGCUGGGGAAGGGACCCAGGCAAGUACAGCCCCCCUCCCCACAAAGGAGCCCACAAACCACUAACCAGAGAGAACUGACAUUCCUUGGAAUGUGGCUCCCGUCUCCUUCUAUAAAGCAUUCCAAAAAGCAGGCUCUGUCCUUGUGGGGGAUGGAGCCACAGACCCCCGCCAUGUGGUAGGGAAAGCCCAGGACAAGUCCUGGAGAGUGAAUCAUUUCUGCCUAGACUGAGCAAGAGUAAAUGCAAACCAUGUUGGUGCAGUCACUGGUCCAUGUGGGAUGCUUCUCAUGGCACUGAAACCAGCAGAUGUUGACUAAGCCUUGUAUGAGUUGGUGUUUUUAAAGGAUGCCAGAGCUGUUGAUUUGUAACUGCAUUGCAGACAAGAGUCAGGUGUGUUUUUGCAUUCGUGCACAUGCUUUCAUCUUGCCAGAUGGCCUCAAAAGCUGCUUCAUGAGUAGGACACAGGCCAGGGAUCUCCCGCCCUGCCCCUUUGGGAGUCCUGAGGACAGUCUGGCCUCCCACUCUGGGGUAGACUCCUUGGCUAUCCCUCUCCCUAACAUCUACUUGCAUGUAUGUGGAGUCCAGCUCUAGCACCAAGUCAACCAGAAAACUGGACCCUGCCCUGUUCCUCUCCUCCAGGACUGAGCACACCUUCUUCCUCUGGAUGAUGUGUCCACCUGGGAACAGCUGUACCAGAACCUCAGAUGGUUUUCUGUUCUCCCCUCCACCCCUCAAGUUGCUACCUGGCUCCCCACCCUCUGGCCCACCUCUUCAACAGUAGCCAUACCACAUUUGCACUUUGAUUCUAAUGGCUACUAUCUCCUCUACCUAUGAUCAGAACCCGGCCAACACAAGAGCCUGUUUUUUAAAUACUCUAAGGAUGUCUUUGCACACCACCAAAGCAUCCCAUGGAACCAGUAGGGAAGUUGCCAGUGUGAGGGGUGACAAGGGUCUGCCUUUAGGUUAUGAGAGAACUGCUGUACUUGGCACAUCAGCUAGAGGCAUGUUAAGUUAAUCCUGACACCUGCAUUUGGGGCAGAGCAGUCUGGCUUUCAGCCUGGGGUCUGGAUAAGCCCUCCCUCCCCCAAGUAAAGAGGGAGAGACUGACAGAAAAGGCUUGACUCCCCUGGGGUCUAAAGGCUGAAGAGUUUCACCCACUGAUUGCUCAGGAAGUUUCCCCUCUGGUCUGCCAUUUGGCAGCACUGACUCAGCAGCCUCUUUAGCCCUUUAGCACACACCAGGGCACUCAGAGGACCAAAGCUCCCCUUAUCCGGGUUUCUGCUGAGAGGAGUGAGGCAUCCCUGCACCCUGCUGGCUUGCCGAAGUAAGCUGCUGGCCCGUCCCACUGCCCCAAUACUCCUCGGAGCCCACUGGACAGAGGGGCAGUGCUUCCCACCCAGUGUUCUCAUUUUGUGUGGUCUUUGUUUUGAAGACGCAGGGCCCCUCUGCACUGUUUUUAAUGAUUUCUGUAGUUGAUUUGUCUGAACUGUGGCUGUCGUGCAUUCUUUGAGUAAUCACUUGUAAAAACUGUCAAUGCUUGAAGCUAUUUCCUGUAUUCAAGUGAAAGGAUGUUGUUAGCUUUGGGGUCUUGGCAGUAAUUCCAAGAGCCAAAUGGGAAGAGCCCAGGCACAGCCUUGGUGCUUGAUGGCUGCAGUCCAGUUUUAUGAUUCUGCUUCUUGUGUCCCUUUCAAGUAACAGUAUACAUUUCUCAGAAAUAAAACAGCGAAAACCCAGGAUUGUUAG